AUGAGCGAAAAGCACUACACCGACAGAAAGUACUACGCUGGCAGAAAGUACUAUGUCGACAGAAAGUACUAUGCUGGCAGAAAGUACGACACCAGCGGAAAGUACGAUGCCAGCAGAAAGUACUACAAGGGCAGAAAGUACUAUGCCAACAGAAAGUACUACGAGGGCGGAAAGUACUACACCGGCGGAAAGUACAAUGCCAGCAGAGAGUACUACAAGGGCGGAAAGUACUACACCGAUGAAAAGUACUACGCCAACAGAAAGUACUACGAGGGUGGAAAGUACUACACCAGCAGAAAAUACUGCGGCAACAGAAAGUACUAG
Messenger RNA from Stereum hirsutum FP-91666 SS1, 324 nucleotides. RefSeq lists its product as uncharacterized. Lineage: Eukaryota; Fungi; Basidiomycota; Agaricomycetes; Russulales; Stereaceae. The transcript has a single exon. The coding region runs from base 1 to 324 and encodes 107 amino acids. The record is from RefSeq and is a predicted model, not a curated record.